GGAUUUAAAGAAUUUUCAAAACAAUUGAGUAUUUUUUGCUCAUGAAUAACAUUAAUAAAGCAUCUUGAAUUCAUGAGCUGUACAGAGUGCAACAUGUAAACAUCUUUCAUAUAAGAAGAUGCUAUAGACGACGUUCACAUUGCCAAUGACUGAGGUAGUGUGAAUGACGUUAAUGUGAUCGAUCAUAUUACAUCACGAUGAAAACAAUUUUGCCUUCUGAUGAGCUCUAAUUCGUUCUAAUUUGCACACAACUUCGAAAUCGAAUUUGGAAGACAAAGAAAAGAACACAAAACAAUUUAUAUGGUAAUGAAUAGGUGUUUGUGAUGUGUGCUGUUGUUAUCCGGCCAUGUCAAAUAGCCAAAAUACUUUGAAAACAACAGUCCUUAAUGUAUAUAGCAGAGUCAUAUAGAAGGGUGUAGUUGUUAUUCGAAAGUCAUAGAUACGCUUGAAGAGCGUGGGGCUCUUCUCGUACUCAAUGGGUGAAAGGUGAGAAGAUAUCGCUUCAGAAACUACUUAAAUAAUUAGGUUAAAAAAGCGAAAACAUUUGUUGAACGAAGGAACUUUAAAUGGCAAGAGUGCUCUUGAACAACACCAUUGUUGGCUUUCUUCUACUUCUCGUUUUUGCCAACGUGAACGCAGAAAAUGACGAUUUACAACUGAUUCUUCUCUAUCGCGAUGUCAUCGACGCGAAGUUGGCUACGGCACCUUGUCAACAUGACCAACCUCUUACAUGAUGAGGACAUCAUACAAGAUUAUUCUUUCUGGAACAAAGACAUUGAAACCGUGCGAAAUGUUGCCAGUUACCUCAUGUCAAUGUGGCCAUUUAAAGACUCGCAGAAUCGAUCUUUGGUCGAAAGUGUACAAGCAAUCUAUACACUUGUAAAGACGAUAACAUUAUCAUCGGAUCAGAUAUUUGGCUCUGCAAUUUGUUUCGACAAGAGUAUGUUCCAAGGGAGACGACAAUUUUGUCCGUACGCCUUUAAGAAUUAUACCCCUGGUACAAACGCGAGUUACAAAACAAUUAUUAGCGAUUGGGGAAGACUGUACGACUAUCUAUCUCCUCCAAAUCCGAACAGAAAAUUCUCAGGUGAAGAUAACUUUACCUGGUGGCGAAUUAGUGAGGAAUAUCGCCGAAACAUCACGCUUCCAUACAACACAGUUUUUACGACGUCGAUUUACAUCGACGUUUACGAAAUACACUUCGAUACUACAACAAAUUACGUGCCUGACAAGUUGGGAAAAUGGACUACGCCAUAUUACGACUGUCAUGGGGGUAGAAUAUGGAUGUUCACUUACUUAACACCAUUUUACGACGAAGCAGGGAAGUUCCUUGGAAUUGUCACCUUCCACGUCAAUCUCGACUCCAUUGACAUCAACGAAUGCGAAGCACCACCAGACAUUCAGAUUGAUCGACGACGUAAUCGGAAACACAAAGUACAAUUUUAUGGCAAUCAUGCUUGUCAUAACAAAACGACUAAGUGUGUCCAUUUGCCCGGUGGUGGCUUCAAAAUGGGCAACUACCGCUGUGUAUGUCGGGAAGGAUAUUAUUUUCCACGGCUAGACGCAAAGAAGAAAUACUUCGAUGGGAAAGAUGUGAGCAAGGCGAAUGGUGACAACUCAAAAUUUAAUUGUCUUCCAUGUCGCGAGGGUUGCACAACUUGUGUUGAUGAUUCGCCUUGUUUGUACCAAGAACGUAUGGUUAUAAGAAAACUGAUUUUGGUCGUGAAUGGUAUGACCCAAUUUUUGGCUAUCUCUGCUGGCUUGUUCAUCUUCCUUCAUCGUGAGACAAAGAUAUUGAAAGCGUCCAGUCCAUUUUUCAUGGUGAUCAUCGCCUUUGGUUUGACGCUUAUGUACACAGAGGUGACACUGGGCUUCUUUGAUGAAACAAUUUCACUUUGUAUUGCAAGAUCAUGGCUUUAUCAUGUUGGUUUCACAUUGGCUUUCGCUUCGUUACUUUUGAAAACUUGGAGGAUUGCGGUCAUAUUCCGUCUGCGGACGGCAAAAACCAUCGAACUUACAGAUAAAUCGUUACUGACCUACUUGUUGCUUAUGUUAUUGGCCGUCUGCUCUUAUUUCGCUAUCUGGACUUUAACACAAGAUCACGAAUAUGAGACGAUAAAGACAAAUUCCGGUUACAAAUACAGGCGCUGCGUCAAACCGUGGUUCACUAAUGCCUUUGAAAUCGGCGAGGUUUUAUUUCUGCUGUGUGUUUGGCUUUGUAUCCGUGUACGAAAGCCCUCAGCGUACAACGAGAGCAAGUACAUCGCCUGGUGUAUAUAUAACACUCUGUUUGUUAAGAUCGUAGUUGGUCUUCUGAGAAUUGUUCUAGAUAACUUUCACAAUCCUGAUGUCGCGUAUGUCGUAAACAGUUUGUCAACGCAUGUCAUUGCCACCGUUAUGUUGGUUUUGCUCUUUGCUUUCAAGGUAUACUUCUUGAAAAAAUACAAUGUAAAUCAAAGAAGGCGUUCUCGGGUAGUUCGUCUAUAG
Molecule: messenger RNA, 2487 nt
Organism: Xenia sp. Carnegie-2017
Lineage: Eukaryota; Metazoa; Cnidaria; Anthozoa; Malacalcyonacea; Xeniidae
Product: probable G-protein coupled receptor CG31760
Biological process (GO): G protein-coupled receptor signaling pathway
Cellular component (GO): membrane
Molecular function (GO): G protein-coupled receptor activity
Source: RefSeq, a predicted model, not a curated record